Molecule: messenger RNA, 1020 nt
Organism: Drosophila obscura
Lineage: Eukaryota; Metazoa; Arthropoda; Insecta; Diptera; Drosophilidae
Gene: Rab35
Product: ras-related protein Rab-35
Exons: 3
Coding region: 28-630 (200 amino acids)
Biological process (GO): endocytic recycling
Cellular component (GO): plasma membrane; endosome membrane
Molecular function (GO): GTPase activity; GTP binding
Source: RefSeq, a predicted model, not a curated record
CAGCAGCAGCAUCGAAGAGAUCAGAAAAUGGCACGCGGCUUUGAUCAUCUGUUCAAGCUGCUUAUAAUCGGCGACAGCGGAGUUGGGAAAUCCUCGCUGCUGAUUCGAUUCUCAGACGACACAUUCUCGGGUAGCUAUAUAACUACCAUUGGUGUGGACUUCAAGAUCCGAACGGUGGACAUCGAUGGACUGCGCGUGAAGCUGCAGAUAUGGGACACGGCUGGACAGGAGCGAUUCCGCACCAUAACCAGCACCUAUUACCGGGGCACCCACGGCGUCAUCAUCGUCUACGAUGUAACGAACGGAGACUCCUUUGCGAAUGUGCGCCGGUGGCUGGAAGAGAUCCAGAACAACUGCGAUGUGGUCAACAAAGUAUUAGUGGGUAACAAGAACGAUGAUCCCGAUUGUAAGGUGGUCAUAACCGAAGAUGCGCAAAGGUUUGCGAAACAAAUGGACAUCGAGCUGUACGAGACAUCCGCCAAAGACAACAUCAAUGUGGACAAUAUGUUUCUGUCAAUAACGCGGCAGGUGCUCAACCACAAGCUGCGCACCACCUCCAACGAGCAGCAGAAGGACACCAUUCAUUUGAAGAACAAUCCCGGCACUAAGCGUAGAAAAUGUUGCAGUUGAAAGCGUCGUGGGCACAGGAACUGGAACAACCAAAAGCUGGAACAGGACCAGGAUUGGUGGCAAGAGAGCGCGCGAGCGCCCGCUUGCUGAAGCAGUUAAAAUAGUUGAGGGGAGGCGCAUAGUAUAUAGAUAAUAAUGUGGGUUAUUGGCGUACAUUAUGGUACACACAGUUGAACACACACACACACACACACAUAGACAUAGCUAACACCAAUGCACCAACACCAACAACAACACCAAUCCAAACACCAACACCUCCAGAAACACCAACAAAACAACCCACAUAGAGACAAAGUUUUUUUUUUUUGGUCUGUUUUUUUUUUAAAUCCUAUUUUAUUCGGAAUAAAAUGCCAGCUAGCCGUUAAACUAAAAUUUAUAUGUGAAAAGCGC